GGGUUUUUGGUCCCCCUCAACCUCUGCUUCCGCACCAUAUAUAUUCGAAGCCGAGCUCUGCAAGAAACCCUAGCUGCGGAUUUCGCUCUCCUCGAAUCUCCGGAGGCAAAUCUUUGGGACGGUCUCUAGAGAGGACGAAAAAUGAGUAAGCUUCAAAGUGAGGCAUUAAGAGAAGCUAUCUCAGGGAUAAAAAAUGAUUGCAAUGAAAAGAAACGUAAUUUUACCGAGACAAUCGAGCUUCAGAUUGGAUUGAAGAACUAUGAUCCCCAGAAAGAUAAGCGUUUCAGUGGUUCUGUGAAGUUACCGCACAUUCCUCGCCCAAAGAUGAAAGUCUGCAUGCUUGGUGAUGCUCAACACGUGGAAGAAGCAGAGAAGAUUGGCCUGGAUUAUAUGGAUGUCGAAGGGUUGAAGAAGUUGAACAAGAACAAAAAGUUGGUUAAGAAACUAGCAAAGAAGUACCAUGCUUUUCUUGCGUCUGAAGCUGUGAUCAAGCAGAUUCCUCGUCUUCUGGGCCCUGGUUUGAACAAGGCAGGAAAGUUUCCCACCCUUGUCACCCAUCAGGAGUCCCUUGAUUCCAAAGUUAACGAGACUAAGGCAAUGGUGAAGUUCCAACUCAAGAAGGUGCUCUGCAUGGGUGUUGCUGUCGGUAACCUCUCUAUGGAGGACAAGCAGAUCUUCCAGAACGUUCAACUCAGUGUGAACUUCCUGGUUUCGUUGUUGAAGAAGAAUUGGCAAAAUGUCAAGUGCCUCUACUUGAAAAGCACCAUGGGGAAGCCGUACCGAGUCUUCUGAGGUGUGCAAUGUAUUUUGAUAGGGAGUUACUAGAAAAGAGAACUCGUGUGGCCCCAACCAUUGAGAAGUUACCUUGGUGUUCUUUCUUGUCAGCUGUUUUUGCCAAAAGUUUUGGAAUUCAAUGACAAUCUUUAGUCGGAACGUUUCCAUUUUGUUA
Molecule: messenger RNA, 949 nt
Organism: Syzygium oleosum
Lineage: Eukaryota; Viridiplantae; Streptophyta; Magnoliopsida; Myrtales; Myrtaceae
Product: 60S ribosomal protein L10a-like
Exons: 6
Coding region: 142-792 (216 amino acids)
Biological process (GO): translation
Cellular component (GO): large ribosomal subunit
Molecular function (GO): RNA binding; structural constituent of ribosome
Source: RefSeq, a predicted model, not a curated record